CCUAAUUCUGCUGCUGUGGCUCAUUCUUUCCUGUGCUACGAAAUGGCCACGACGAUGCCGCUGGUGCGGAGCUGUUUGCAUCGAUUUCGAGCGCGUGAAUCGCGAUUCUUCCGACGUUCAGUUGACUCAUGAUCGCAAUCGAGUCCUUUAGCAGAGUUCUUAUGUACCCAACGUCGUGGCGUGAUUUAUUGCGCGGGUGUAUGAGUGAGGAAGUCGAUUGGGAUGAGAGAACCGAGAACAAGGUUCAGUUGUGCAACUGAUCGCCAUGACCCGGAGAGGAGGAGAUGGUAGGGCGUGAGCUUCGGUGGGUGAGGGUAUUGCAACAAGGUUUGAAGCUUCCUUAUAAUGCUGCAUUUUGAAGAAGUCGUGUGUUUCACGAUACAGCUCAAAGCCUGAGAUUGAGUUGGGUUUUGAAGGAGCAAGCUGUAGAAGUGGGUGCUGCAUAUUAAAGCAUCCUCCGCUGUCAAGUGGGUUGCCAUGGGUGCUACCGAUUCCAAGUUGCUCGACUCUGAGGGAGCAGCGGAUGUGAUCGAGACAAUCAGAGCUGGACGAAGCGCGGAAGAAUUGGAUCCUUACAUAGAGAGGCUUCAAAACCUACGUGUUGCAUUGUUAGUAGAGCCUGAGAAGAGGAAACCAGAUGUCUCAUACGCACUCUCUGUAAACAACAUAACAUGGCCAACAGCUGCCUUGGAUGCUGCCACAACUGCUGAAUUGCUAGCUCUUUAUCAGGAGUGGCAACGCCUUAGUGCUGCUGAGGUCAGCAAGAAUCAGGAAGAAAUAGGUUUCAAGAUAGAGGCAGUGGAAGCAGUUGCGAUGAAAUUGUUGCAACGGCUUAAUUAUUCAGCUUCGGUUAUGAAAACCAGUGCUGCACACCUUCAAGACGUGCAGUAUUUGAAGGUUGAGUUGAGGGAGAUGAAGAGGGCGCUGAACAUUGUUCUAGGAAAGUAUGAAGCUCUAUGUAAGCGAGUUGAACAGCAAGGACCUGACUUCUUGCGUGGAGUAACACGACCAUCUUCACGAGCAUCCUCUGCAUUGGGAACAGAAAUUACAUUGGGUGGAGCAUUACAACAAAUUUUUAGAAGUGGCUCUAGCAUGGUUUAUGAUACAAGACCUCCCUAGUAGACCGACAUUAUGAAGGUGGGAUGGAUAAUGCUACAGGAUCCAAAUGCAUGUAAAUGUUCCAGAGAGUUGUAAGCUUCUCUUAGAAAACCACCCAAGAAAACUUUGCUCAGAUCUGCUUCUGAAUUGCAAAUUUUGUGUUAUUAGGCCAGGCAUGUUAUGCAUUAGUUCUCGACUGUAUAGUAUAGUAAGUCCAAGGAAGGCAAGCAAAUAUGAGAUACUGCUAUCAUUGAGUACAGUGCAUUCUAGAGAAUGAUGGACUUGAGCCAUUGUAGAAUUUGAAGAAGGCUCGCUAAAGCCAUAAUUGUAUCAAUUAGCUUCUGAUCGCUCACUUUGUCGUUGUUUUAGAUCUUGAGCAGACUUUUAGAUAUGAUAAAAAAAAUAUUUUAUCAUAAAUCUGCACAAUUUAUUGCAAGGUCUAAUCUGAGAUCUGGCCAAAGCAUUCAUAUUAGUUGUAAACAAAGUGUUUUGUAAUCUAAAAUAUUUAUAUAAAAGUUAUUAAAUAGGUGGCUA
Physcomitrium patens is the source of this 1632-nucleotide messenger RNA. RefSeq lists its product as uncharacterized. The record is from RefSeq and is a predicted model, not a curated record. Lineage: Eukaryota; Viridiplantae; Streptophyta; Bryopsida; Funariales; Funariaceae.